UGAUUUUGAAAAUGAUUAUGGAAAGCGUGAUGCAAAUAUUGUCGCAAAAAGUACUAGAGAUUUUCCAGUAUACAAUGAAUGUGGGCACAGUUGAAUGAAAAAUGGUCGUUACUUGUUUGAGUGUAACCUUAUUAUACUUGAAACCAGUCUGCAUUCUGUGCGCAUGCGUGGUAGCUGUUGUAAACAAUUUUGGAACAACGAUAUCUUUCUCUUUUUUUUUUUAAACAAUAUAUUGCACUAAUGCGUCAAUGAAACGCCCUGAAAUUGAAUAAAAUCAAGAAGAAAUUACUUAAAGAAUGUUGUCACUGACUGUUAUUCCUUGUUCAAGAAAAACAUGAUAAAUGAAUAUCAAUCGCGAAAAUGAAUGAUAGUCUUCCAAUUGUUUUGUGAUAGAACAGGUCCCUGGCAGCCUGGCUGGAUAGAAGAAAGCUGACUGUAUGCAUGAACAUGCUUUUUGUUGAAGUUGGUGUAUCGUUUCAUAUUGAUAUCGUCUUUUAGUUACAUUGGUUAUUGAAAUGGCAGACAAUUACCAUGUGUUGGAGCUCAUUGGUGAGGGUUCAUUUGGGAAGGUUUACAAAGGAAGAAAGAAGUACACUGGCCAGAUUGUUGCCAUCAAAUUCAUUCCUAAAGUUGGCAAACCAGAAAAAGAGUUGCGAAAUCUGCGACGGGAAAUUGAUAUUAUGAGAAAUCUCCACCAUGAAAAUAUUAUUGAAAUGUCAGACAGCUUCGAAACUGAUAAAGAGGUGGCUGUUGUAACAGAUUAUGCAGAAGGUGAAUUAUUCCAGAUACUUGAAGAUGAUGGUAACCUACCAGAAGAACAGGUUCAGCACAUUGCUGCUCAGCUGGUGUCUGCUCUAUACUAUCUCCAUUCCCAUCGUAUCCUGCACAGAGACAUGAAGCCACAGAACAUACUGCUCGGCAAAGGAGGCAUUGUGAAGCUCUGUGAUUUUGGGUUUGCUCGAGCCAUGAGCUUUAAUACAUUGGUGUUGACUUCAAUCAAGGGUACACCACUGUACAUGUCCCCAGAACUCGUGGAAGAGAAGCCAUAUGAUCAUACAGCGGAUCUCUGGGCGCUUGGGUGUAUCCUGUAUGAGUUAUUCACCGGGACUCCUCCAUUCUACACUAACUCCAUCUUCCAACUAGUCAGUCUCAUUAUCAAGGACCCAGUGAAGUGGCCAAAGAACAUGAGUCCAAUGUUCAAGGACUUUCUUCAAGGGGUUCUCACCAAGAACCCUCGACAGCGGCUGGCCUGGCCAGAGCUGCUGCAUCACCCCUUCGUGGCUGAGCUAGUCAAAGUUCGUGAGGAGGACACUAGCCUGCCCAGCCCGUUCACACAGCCGCUGACUGCGUCCAUGAUACGAAUGAAGGACGAGCAGGCCAAGGAGAAGGCGCACCCCAAGGGCACCUCCAAGAUCCUUGCCAAGGCUCGCAAGAAGGCAAUGGAGGAGGAGGAGAAGAAGGGCACACGCAUAGAGAAUGGUACAGUGGAGGUCCCCAACACCACCUCUGGAAAGAAGCCAGCAGGGACUGAGUCCAGAGAAGCCUGGGGUCCCAAGUUGAAGUCAGAUGAGUGCGGGGCAGUCCCGGACAGCCAUCUGCCCGUACCUCAGCACCCUGACAGGGAGCACACAAAGGACUGGGAGAACACAGGGCUCAGUAAGAUUUCAUCCAGAGAGAAUGCUGACCCCACCCCUCGUACUGAUCGCAUCAGCAAGGACUAUGAGAAAGAGUACCCGAGUAUUGAGAUCGAGGGCAGACGCACCAUACGCAAGUCUUCGGACAAGCAGCCUACCAAGAACAUUGAAAACGUGAAGCUGGAUGGAGAGGAAGUAGACAGUGAUGAUGAAUGGCAAGGUCUGAUUGACGUCACUGAUGCCGAUGGUGAACCAGAGUCAGCUUUAAAGCUUCUCACAGACAAGAAAUUCCUCUCCAAAUUGACCGCUCGUGUGGAGUCGAGUUCUGCCCAGGUCCUGGACGGGAUGCUAGAGGGAGCAGCUAGGCUACGUACAGUCCUCAGGGUCAUCACAAACUUGGUCACGCUAAAAUGUGAUGUCGAGCUGAUAGUGAGUGCAAUCAGGGCAGUGAACCUUCCUAAGAUGCCUUUGAAACUUCUCUCUGAUAUCCUGGACAAGUCCAAGGUGAAACAGCAACCGUGGUGUCAGCAGAUCCUGGUAGAUCUCGUGAUAGCCCUCAACGCCUACUUUGCCAGUGAGAUCAGCUGGACAGAUCAUGUCGACAAACAGAUAGCUGUGGAAUUCCUGGAUGCAAUGGGUAACUUCAUGUCCCUUCUCCCUAAGCUGAUGAACCAACAGGUAGAUGAAGAUCUACGGCUGAGGGAGCAGUCCAUCCUGUGUGCAAUGUACACAUGUGAAGCCAUGGAGAGAGACAAGUUGAAGCUGGCUGACCAGUACUUCACCAUGCUGUCCUGCAAGCACACAGCAGCACUGGACGCUCUCAUGGCUGCCACCCUGCCGGACACUGCCAUACUGUACAAACUGACCGAGUUAGCUGAAGGUAAUGAGGAGCUGGCUGUAGAUCGCCAUGAGAACAUGACCCACCUGUCCCUCUCCUGCCUGGCCACCAUGCUCAAUAUCCCUCUAGAGAUGGACAACGGGGCCAACGGACGCAGAAAGCGGAGACAUGAAUACGGCCUGCGGAUUGCCCACUACCUGGGUGACAAGAUGGCGUCAAAGGGACAUGAGAAGCUGACAGAUGACUUCCUCAUAAUUCUACGGCACCCUCCCCAGUGCAGCAACAUGCUCAAGGUGGUGUAUGCAUGCUGCCAGGUGUCUACGACAUUCUGUUCAUACAUCUCCAACCAGCAGCAGCACAUGGAGUCCCUGCUGGGCGUACUCAUGGGCAAGGUUGAGCUGGCCGACAUGGAGGUGAACACGGUCAUUGAGAUGCUCAUACACAUACUGUCCACCAUCGUCAUACAGCUACAGACACUGCCACCUACAUUGACUGAUGCUGCCAGCUUGAUGGUGUCAAUAUUCUUGGAGUCCACUAUAGCCAGUCACACAGCUGCUGCAGCCCUGCUGUUCAGUCAGAUGGUGUACUGUGGUGUCUCUGUGGAGGUCCAGCCUGAGGAAAUGUUACAGGCCUGUCUUGCUGUCUUCACUGAUCUUCAACAGAUUUGUGUGAGGUGUCCGUUUGACUAUGGGAUCAUGGAUGGACUCAUGUUGCUGCUCUGUGAAAUGCUUGUACAGGCUGAUGCGCCCGUGGCCCAGCUGUACAUUGAGACAGGUAUCUGGGGUACACUGUGGCACCGUGUGGCACAGGCUUUACAGGUCAUGAACCCUGACACAGACAUGCCCAUCCAUGACAUUGAGAGUGACGCAGAGGCGCAAAAGGGGUUCAGAGACCCGGACUGGUCCCUUGUAUCACCGCAGGGACUCAUGGCUGUACUGCAAAUGUCAGUCACUGUCUUCACUAAGGAGACUCAGCAGUGCAUACCCAACCUUGCCGUUCCAGACAGCAUCAUUAUGCUUACCCUCAUUCAUCUGCUCCGAAAAGAAUUCCUGCAAUCACUUAGUAAAGGUUUCAGUGUAGAGGGUCCUCAGCUGACCGUGGACCUUAUACUGGAGGUCACCCAGAUAUGCUGCUUCCCAUUCGCUGUUGACGCCAGUGAAGACUUGCUAGGAGAAAUACAGGUGUGUUUUCACUCCCAUGAGCUGAUGCCUAAGCUGAUGUUUGCGUGUCAGAAGUAUCUGAAGGAAGAACAGCUGGAGACGCCAGUCGGCCUCAUUACGCGCCUUGUGCUCAGUAACAACAUAUUUGUGGAUCAGUUCUGCACUGCUGUUAAAGAUCUCAAAUACAUUCCAUUCCUGUGCAGCUGUGUUGCUCCAUCCAGCCCUGUUUCCAUGGUGUGUGACACUGUCUCACUGUGCAACCAUCUUGUACGCAUCUCUGCUCAGCAUAUCACAUUGGUCAAGGCCGUUAUACAAUCAAACAAAGGUGAGCCAGACAAGCUGUGUGCUCUGAUUGGUCACCACUCAGCCUCCGUGAAGUCCCGCACAUGCAGUCUCCUAGGCAACCUGAUGAAGCACAAUGCUCAGAUGUACACAUUCCUCAAGCAGAAAGACAAGCUCUUUGAUGGGCUCAUUGUCUGCCUCAAGGAUGAGGAUCAGAAUGUCCGCAAGGGUGCCAGCUAUGCGGUGGGUAAUGCUGCAUUCCACAAUGACCUGCUCUACCAGAAUCUGCGCCCUGCCAUUGCACAGCUGGUAGAACUCCUCAAGGACCCUGUCUCCAAGACCAGAAUCAAUGCUGCAUGUGCUCUUGGAAACCUUGGUCUUCAUUCCAAUCUGUUGUGUCCGCAAAUCAAAAAGAGCAAAGUUGUUCAAAGCCUAGUGUACACUGCUUGCCAUGACAAUCAGCCGAGUGUUCAGAUCAGCUGUCUCCUUGCACUACGCACACUCUCUAAGCAAGACGAUCUCCGUAAAGAAAUGUCAUUAUCAAAGACAGUAGACAAGCUCUCAGAGUUGACCUCCAUGACCCCUAGAGCUUCGUCAGCGACUCCAAGGUCAACACCAAGGUCAAACAGUGUGUUGUCAUCGAGCCUUCAGAGUAGUAGGGGUCAUACAAGCUCUAGUGCUGUCCUCAGUCAUUGCAAUAAACUCAUCAGUAUGCUUCAGGGAAAUGAGACUUGAUAUGUGAUAUAAUGCUUGUGUAGUAUGUGUGAAAUACAGGCGUGAAAUAAUGGCCAUGUACCACAGGUAAAUCAUAAUUGAAUUGUGAUGUACUGAACUAUCUGUGUAAAGCAUCAGAAUUAGACUUUGAAACGUGACAUAUUGGCUCUUGAGUACAUAGAUACCAGACUUGAAUCUCUGAAUAAUGACUUUGUAAGACAGUAAGAAAAAACUUGAAUUGUUAUGAUAUAUGCUGUGUUAUAAACUGACUGAAAAUUCGAAUGGAAAAAUAAUGACACAGUAGCGCAUGAAAAUCUCAAUAUCAUGAUCAUAAUGCUAAGAAAAAUUUAACAAACAAUCUAAAUGGAUUGUGUAGCUGCUUUCUCGUGUCACAUUGGAAUAGUGGUAAUAAAGAUCAUGGCCUGUCAAUAAGGAUUUCAAGCAUUCAUCGUCGUCCUAAAACACCAUAUUGUAGUGGUUAUCCUCCAAACUAUGUCACAAGGAGUUUGUUUAGUGUUCAUGUUUCAUGCAGACAAUAUUUGGCCAGUAGAACAUGAACUCAAUCAAAGUGCAUGCUACAAUUUAAAUGCUUACAGAACUUCUUCCUAAGCUUUACAAAGUACAUGCAUUACUGUUUACCAAAGUCUCAUGUAUGCAUACAAAGAACAUGUAUUUGUUCAACUCAGACACAGACUCUAUUAUGAGACGGAUAUGAAACGGGACCGUAUCGGCAAAUAGCUUGUCGAUACUUUGUCACGUGACCGGUAGCUAUCGAUUAGCGUACAUCGAAGCGCCGAGGUUAUACAUUUUGAUGUACAGACUCACGUCUUUUUUAUGUCCCCCACCCACUAUAGUGGGGGACAUAUUGUUUUUGCCCUGUCUGUUGGUUUGUACGUUGGUCUGUUUGCUCCAACUUUAACAUUUGCAAUAACUUUUUCAAUAUUCAAGAUAGCAACUUGAUAUUUGGCAUGCAUUUGUAUCUCAUGGAGCUGCACAUUUUGAGUGGUGAGAGGUCAAGGUCAUCCUUCAAGGUCAGAGGUCAAAUAUAUGUGGCCAAAAUCGCUCAUUUUAUGAAUACUUUUGCAAUAUUGAAGAUAGCAACUUGAUAUUUGGCAUGCAUGUGUAUCUCAUGGAGCCGUACAUUUUUAGUGGUGAAAGGUCAAGGUCAUCCUUCAAGGUCAGAGAUCAAAUAUAUGUGGCCAAAAUCACUCAUUUUAUGAAUACUUUGGUAAUAUUGAAGAUACCAACUUGAUAUUUGGCAUGCAUGUGUAUCUCAUGGAGCCGCACAUUUUGAGUGGUGAAAGGUCAAGGUCAUUCUUCAAGGUCAAAGGUCAAACAAAAAAAACGAAAAUUCAAAGCAGCGCAGAAGGGGACAUAGUGUUUCUGACAAAAACAUUUUUAUUUCAGAAAGUGUUGGUAUCUUAAUCAAAUUAUAUCCUUCCCAGAACAUUAUAAGAAUGAAACUAUUAAACAGAAAAGCUCACAAA
Dreissena polymorpha is the source of this 6115-nucleotide messenger RNA. Its product is annotated as serine/threonine-protein kinase 36-like. The transcript has 32 exons. NCBI's taxonomy places the organism in Eukaryota, Metazoa, Mollusca, Bivalvia, Myida, Dreissenidae. The record is from RefSeq and is a predicted model, not a curated record. Bases 516 to 4649 code for a protein of 1377 amino acids. Gene Ontology annotation, cellular component: cytoplasm. Gene Ontology annotation, biological process: protein phosphorylation. Gene Ontology annotation, molecular function: ATP binding; protein kinase activity.